This is a messenger RNA of Didymodactylos carnosus, 384 nucleotides long. Lineage: Eukaryota; Metazoa; Rotifera; Eurotatoria; Philodinida; Philodinidae. The record is from the annotation of a GenBank genome assembly.
AUGAUGACGCUGUGUGAAAAAUUUCAUUCUGCAAUUUUACCAGUUGAUGAUCAAAUACACGAUCCAGCCAGCUCAGCGCUAGUAAUUGAUGGUGGUCAGCUAUUACAACAAUCUUCAACACGUAAAUCGGAAAAACCAAUAAAAUAUUAUGCUUCGGAAUUCAUUAGUCGCUUUAUUAGAAGUCAACUUAACCAUCAUAGCCGAAUUGAUAUUAUUUUUGAUACAGCUAAUAGUAAACAAUUGAAAAGAUUUAUUGAACGUCACAGUAGUCGUUCAGUACAAUAUAUUAUGAACGAGGAUUCUAUUUUACCAACUGGAGAAAAAUAUAACAAGUUGUUGCAAUCAAAUCGUACUGUGAUAGCAGCAGUCGUACGUGAUUCAUGA